Messenger RNA from Thlaspi arvense, 1405 nucleotides. The record is from the annotation of a GenBank genome assembly. Lineage: Eukaryota; Viridiplantae; Streptophyta; Magnoliopsida; Brassicales; Brassicaceae.
AACACAAAAACUGUUCCAUAAACACUCAAAAGAAAAGAACAGAAAAAUGUAUACAGAGGAAAAGAAAAAAAACACCAAUUAUGGAUCGAUAUUCGUCUAUUGCUUCUUCUGUUUUGUUUUGGUUGUGGAGGUAGCAAGAUUUGCAAAACCUUAUUACAACAACCUUGAAAACCUAAUGGAGACAGAGGCAGUAGUAGAAGAAGAAGAAUUCUUGGACGUGGAGAACUCAGGGAUAGUUCCUUGUACCUUCAUAGGAUCCAGCUCUGUUCCUGCUCGGAACCACAAGAAGCUCUCGACAACAGUAAGGGAGGAGACCAGAAAACGUCCUCCACUUUCGUUCUGCGUGAAGUUCGAGUCUUUUGCUACUCUGUCCAGACUGGUCAAAGACAACGGUGACAAGUACGAGUCACGCCCAUUCUCCGCCGGUGGAUACAAUUGGACGUUCCUAGUCUACCCGAACGUGAACAAGCCAGUUGGCUCAGGUGGAUACGUUUCGCUUUACGUAAAAAUCGAUAACUCAAGCUUCAUCACCAAUCAAAACGAAGUGUAUGCGUGGAUCAAAUUCCUCGUCUAUAAAAGCACUAUAGACACGUACCAUGAGCUCCAAGCGACCGAGGCGCAGCGAUUUCAUCUGUUUAAACAGGAGUAUGGGCAGCUAAACUUUCUUGAGAUUGCGUAUUUCCAAAAUCCGGCACAUGGGUUCAUUUUCAACGGCGGACAGAGUGUGUUUGGGGUUGACAUCGUGGUUUCUAAACCCUCUGACACAUGGGAAGAUUUCUCUUACGAUGAAAACAUUCGUGACCCUCUUCUCGAUUGGAGAAUCACCAAGUUCUCUACUAUCGCUCGUAGUAACUCUUACACUUCUGAUUCGUUUUCUUCCGGCGGAAGAAACUGGGUAUUGAAAGUGUAUCCAAAUGGAGCUGGGUCUGCAGCGGGUAAUUCAUUGUCACUCUAUCUGUUGAGUGCGUCAAAUGAAAAGGGUUACGUGAAAGCCAAGUUACGAGUUAUUAACAAGAACCGAUCCAACAAUGUGGAGAAACUAGUGGAGGGAUGGCCCGAUGCAAAGGAAAACGGAUGGGGUGUCGAGAAACUUAUACCACUAUCUGAUAUCAAAGACGCAUCCAAAGGUUUCCUUGUAGACGAUACCAUUAGAUUUGAAGUCGAGAUUGUAGCCUUCUCUAAAACUAACUCCUUAUCUGCUUAGGGCUUAGGAUUAUCCCAAAACCAUGUUUUUUCCUAUUUUAACCGGGAGAUGUUACGUAGGUGAAAAAAGCAGACUAAUCUCCGCUAUGUAAUUCCACAGUGGCCACAGUGAAUUACUAUCACUCUGGUUUAUUGUUUUUGCUUCUGUCCAAUAAUAAAAGAACUCGAGCUUUUUUUUCUAUGUCAAACUUGGUCAAUCCGA